AUGAAACCUAAAAGCGACGUCCAGAGAUCUAAAGAGUAUCGUGAGAGACAAAAAUUAAAGAGGCAAAUUGAAUUACAGCAGAAAAAUAUAGAUCGUCUUCAAACCACAUCGACUAAAACUCGUGCUGAAUAUAUGAAAGAAUAUCGACGGCGAGUGAAAUUAAAAAAUCAAAAUGUUCAAUUAAAUAUCUUGCUAGCAAAACAUCAUUCAGAUGCCAAAUCAACUCAAGGAUCAACAUCGGUGGCAAUAUCCAAAAGAAAAAGCAAUGCACAAAAAUGUAAAGAAUAUCGUGAGAAAAAAAAAUUAAACACACCGAAACAAAAAAGAACAGCUAAAAGCAGGGCACAAAUAAACAAAAACUAUUAUGAGAAAAACAAAAUUUCAAACACAUGGAAUAAAACUCGUGCUGAAUAUAUGAAAGAGUAUCGACGGAGAGUGAAAUUAAAAAAUCAAAAUGUUCAGUUAAAUGUCUUGCUAGCAAAACAUCAUUCAGAUGCAGAAGAAAAGCAUAAAGAACUAAAAAAAGAGCUAAAAAGAAAAAGACAUUGUGAACGUCAAAGGGCAUAUUAUCACCGUCAGAAAAAAUUGAAGAAAAAUGAAGGAAAAAAAAAAGUACCAAAAACAAAUGCUGAACGUCAAAGGGAAUUUCGUCAACGUAAAGCAGAAAAAUCCUACGUGGUUAGG
Messenger RNA from Brenthis ino (lesser marbled fritillary), 684 nucleotides. NCBI's taxonomy places the organism in Eukaryota, Metazoa, Arthropoda, Insecta, Lepidoptera, Nymphalidae. The record is from the annotation of a GenBank genome assembly.